AUGAGAGUUGGCACCAUGGCUGCGGCACCAGCUCAGCUCCUGCCACGAAGGCAACGAGAUGCUCCAUGGCUGAGAGACUCAAAUGCUGAAACCACCAUGGACGUCUCCGCAGACCACACCGUCGACCGAGAUACACCCUCAUUCUCAUCCUUUUCCAGUCAUGCCCGCUCUGGAGCAGCAACAGCCCGCACCUACUACGACUCCCACGACGCGGACACCUUCUACCGCACCAUCUGGGGCAGCUCCACCAUCAAAAUCGGCCUCUACGACUCCCCCAACGAUCCCAUCCACGCGGUGUUCACCCGCACAAUCGAACGCAUGGCUGCCCUCCUUGCGCCCAUAACCAGCGCAACGCGCAUACUCGACCUGGGCUCCGGCUACGGCGGCGCCGCGCGCUACCUUGCCCGGACGUACGGGUGCAAGGUGUGCUGGUGA
Molecule: messenger RNA, 435 nt
Organism: Letharia columbiana
Lineage: Eukaryota; Fungi; Ascomycota; Lecanoromycetes; Lecanorales; Parmeliaceae
Exons: 2
Coding region: 1-435 (144 amino acids)
Source: RefSeq, a predicted model, not a curated record